Messenger RNA from Lacerta agilis (Sand lizard), 6114 nucleotides. RefSeq names its product neogenin 1 (gene NEO1). The record is from RefSeq and is a predicted model, not a curated record. Gene Ontology annotation, biological process: cell-cell adhesion. Gene Ontology annotation, molecular function: protein binding. Gene Ontology annotation, cellular component: membrane. NCBI's taxonomy places the organism in Eukaryota, Metazoa, Chordata, Lepidosauria, Squamata, Lacertidae.
GGGCGCCUUGGAAGGAGGACCUGUGACUGAGUCGUCUGAGGAGGAGUUGCCACAGCCGCCGCCGCCGCUACUAAGGAGGGAGCCGCCGCCGCCGCCGCUUCUCGCCCGCUCGCCGGGCUCGGGGCUAGCGGGGGAGCGAUGGCGGCGCGGGGAGCCCCUCGGCGGCUCCUCCUCGGCUCCUUCUGGGUGGCGUUUCUCCUCGGGCAGCGCCCGGAGUCGAGCGUCGCCGCCGCCGCCGCCAGGAGCAGCUCUUCGCCUCAGCAGCAGAACCUCCCGCCCGCAGGACCCACAGUGAGGACUUUUACUCUUUAUUUUCUUGUGGAGCCAGUGGACACUCUGUCAGUUAGAGCUUCAUCUGUUAUAUUGAAUUGUUCAGCUUAUUGUGAGUCAUCUCCAAAAAUCGAAUGGAAAAAGGAUGGGACUUUCUUAAACUUGGUGUCAGAUGACCGACGCCAGUUGCUACCAGAUGGAUCUUUAUUAAUCAACAGUGUAGUGCAUUCUAAGCACAAUAAGCCUGAUGAAGGGCAUUAUCAGUGUGUUGCAACUGUGGAAAGCCUUGGAACCAUUGUAAGCAGAACAGCUAAGCUCACAGUAGCUGGACUUCCAAGAUUCAUCAGUCAGCCGGAGUCAGCAUCAGUCUAUAGAGGAAACAGCAUAGUUCUUAAUUGUGAAGUAAAUGCUGAUCUAGCACCCUUUGUAAGGUGGGAGCUAGAUCAUGAGCCACUCUUUCUGGAUGACCGUGUAUUCAAAUUGCCAAGUGGAGCUUUAAUUAUUAGCAAUGCUACAGAUGAAGAUGGUGGAACAUACUGUUGUAUUAUUGAAAUUGGUGUUCUCCCAAAUACAGUGAUGAAGCAGAGAAUUAAAGUUCUUCCAGAAUCUGAAGUUGCCUCAAAUCAGGUGUUCCUGAGACAGCCUUCUUCACUUACCAAAAUUACUGGGCAGAAUGCAGUUUUGCCAUGUGUUGCUACAGGCAUUCCCAUUCCUGUUAUCAGGUGGACAAGAAAUGAAGAAGAGCUUGUUACAGAAAGCUCUCAAAAUUAUUUAUUGCUGGCUGGGGGGACUCUGAAGAUCAACGAUAUCACAGAAGAUGAUGCUGGAACAUCCUGUAUUGCAGAUAAUGGAAAUGAAACAAUUGAAGCUCAAGCUGAUCUGAUUGUACAAGCUCCUCCUGAGUUUCUGAAGCAACCCUCUAAUAUUUAUGCUCAUGAAUCCAUGGAUAUUGUGUUUGAAUGUGAUGUGACUGGGAAGCCAACUCCAACAGUGAAGUGGGUAAAGAAUGGAGAUGUGGUGAUCCCUAGUGACUACUUUAAAAUUGUAAAUGAGCAUGACCUACAAGUUUUAGGUCUAGUGAAAUCAGAUGAAGGAUUUUAUCAGUGUAUUGCAGACAAUGAUGUGGGAAACAUACAGUCUGGAGCCCAGCUGAUAAUACUUGAUCAUGAUGUUGCCAUCCCAACAUUACCUCCCACUUCACUGACCAGUGCCACUACUGACCAUCUAGCACCAGCUACAAGUGGACCGUUGCCUUCUGCCCCUCGAGAUGUUGUGGCUUCCCUUGUCUCUACCCGCUUCAUCAAGCUGACCUGGAGAACACCUGCAUCCGAUCCUCAUGGAGACAAUCUCACCUACUCUGUGUUCUACACCAAGGAAGCCAUAAACAGAGAGCGUGUUGAAAACACAAGCCAUCCUGGAGAAAUGCAAGUGACAAUUCAAAACUUGAUGCCUGAGUCUGUGUAUGUUUUCAGAGUGGUAGCUCAAAACAAACACGGUCCUGGAGAAAGUUCAUUGCCACUUAAGGUGGCAACACAACCUGAGGUUCAGCUUCCUGGCCCGGCCCCUAAUAUUCGAGCAUAUGCAAACUCACCCACAUCAAUCACUAUUAGUUGGGCAACACCUUUAUCUGGCAAUGGUGAAAUUCAAAACUACAAGCUGUACUACAUGGAGAAGGGAGCAGACAAUGAGCAGGACAUUGAUGUUGGAGGUCUUUCCUAUACAAUCAGUGGUUUGAAAAAAUACACAGAAUAUAGUUUCCGAGUGGUGGCCUACAAUAAACAUGGUCCAGGAGUUUCCACACAAGAUGUUGUUGUUCGAACUCUGUCAGAUGUUCCCAGUGCUGCGCCCCAAAAUCUAACUCUGGAAGUGCAAAACUCCAAGAGCAUUGUGAUGCAUUGGCAGCCCCCUCCUGCAGGAACACACAAUGGGCAAAUUACUGGCUAUAAGAUCCGUUACCGAAAAGUGACUCGCAAAAGCGAUGUGACUGAGAGUAUUGUUGGGACACAACUUUCACAGCUAAUUGAAGGUCUGGAACGAGGAACAGAGUACAGCUUCCGGGUGGCUGCUUUAACAGUCAAUGGUACAGGACUACCUACUGAUUGGGUGUCAGCAGAAACAUUUGAAAGUGAUCUUGAUGAAUCACGUGUUCCAGAAGUUCCAAGUUCCCUACAUGUCCGUCCACUUGUAACUAGUAUUGUUGUGAGCUGGACUCCACCUGAAAACCAGAACAUUGUGGUCAGAGGUUAUGCUAUAGGGUAUGGUGUGGGUAGCCCCCAUGCACAGACCAUCAAGGUGGAUUAUAAGCAACGAUAUUACACUAUUGAGAAUUUGGAUCCCAGCUCCCAUUAUGUCAUAACUUUAAAAGCCUAUAACAAUGUUGGAGAAGGAAUUCCGCUCUAUGAGAGUGCAGUGACUAGGGCUUAUACAGACACUUCUGAGGUUGAUUUAUUUGUUGUUAAUGCUCCGUACACUCCAGUGCCAGAUCCCUCCCCCAUGAUGCCACCUGUGGGAGUUCAGGCUUCCAUACUGAGCCAUGACACCAUUCGAAUCACCUGGGCAGACAACUCUCUGCCAAAGAACCAGAAGGUCUCGGAUGCCCGUUACUACACAGUACGCUGGAAGACGAACAUUCCUGCAAACACGAAAUACAAGACUGCAAAUACCACCACCUUGAGCUUCUUGGUAACUGGCUUAAAACCGAACACUUUGUAUGAGUUCUCGGUGAUGGUGACUAAAGGCCGAAGAUCAAGUACUUGGAGUAUGACUGCACAUGGAACUACUUUUGAAUUAGUUCCAACUUCUCCCCCUAAGGAUGUGACAGUAGUGAGCAAAGAAGGAAAACCCCGAACCAUCAUAGUCAACUGGCAGCCUCCAUCUGAAGCCAAUGGCAAAAUUACAGGAUACAUCAUUUACUAUAGUACAGACGUCAAUGCAGAAAUACAUGAUUGGGUCAUUGAGCCAGUAGUGGGAAAUAGACUGACCCACCAGAUUCAAGAGUUAACACUCGACACAGCAUAUUAUUUCAAAAUUCAGGCCCGUAACUCCAAAGGCAUGGGUCCUAUGUCAGAGGCGGUGCAGUUCAGAACACCUAAAGCUGAAUCUUCAGAUAAAAUGUCUAAUGAUCAAGCAUUGGGGUCUGCAGGAAAAGGAAAUCGGCCAGUGGAUGUUGGGCCAGACUAUAAAACACCUAUGAGUGGCAGUAACAGCCCUCAUGGAAGCCCUUCUCCUCUGGAAUACAAUAUGCUUUUGGUAAUAAUAGUGUCUGUGGGAGUGAUCACCAUUGUUGUGGUGGUAAUUGUUGCGGUCUUCUGCACACGCCGCACCACCUCUCACCAGAAAAAGAAGCGAGCUGCAUGCAAAUCUGUGAAUGGGUCACAUAAAUACAAAGGAAAUUCUAAGGAUGUCAAACCCCCUGACCUUUGGAUUCACCAUGAAAGACUGGAGCUGAAACCCAUUGAUAAAUCUCCAGAUCCUAAUCCAAUAAUGACAGACACCCCAAUCCCUCGGAAUUCCCAAGACAUUACGCCAGUUGACAACUCCAUGGACAGCAAUAUCCACCAAAGACGGAACUCAUACAGAGGGCAUGAGUCAGAGGAUAGCAUGUCCACACUUGCAGGAAGAAGGGGAAUGAGACCAAAAAUGAUGAUGCCAUUUGAUUCUCAACCACCUCAGCCUGUGAUUAGUGCUCAUCCCAUCCAUUCCCUUGAUAACCCCCACCAUCAUUUCCACUCCGGCAGCCUCGCUUCUCCAACCUGCAGCUAUCUCCAUCACCAGGCAAACCCAUGGCCAGUUGGCACAUCCGUGUCCCAUUCAGACAGGGCUAAUUCCACAGAAUCUGUUCGGAAUACACCUAGCACAGAUACCAUGCCAGCUUCCUCAUCUCAGACAUGUUGUGCUGACCACCAGGAGCCAGAAAGUGCCACAGGAUCUUAUCUGCCCAGUACGCAGGAGGAGGAGACGAGCCAAAGCCUCCCUACUGCCCAUGUUCGUCCUUCUCAUCCUCUGAAGAGCUUUGCAGUGCCAGCAGUUCCACCCACUGGGGCAACCUAUGACCCUGCCUUGCCAAGCACACCUUUAUUAUCCCAGCAAGCUUCUAGCCAUCCAGUUCAUUCAGUGAAGACUGCAUCAAUUGGCACCCUAGGGAGAACUCGGCCUCCUAUGCCAGUCGUGGUCCCAAGUGCCCCUGAAGUCCAGGAAACAACAAGGAUGCUCGAAGACUCAGAAAGUAAUUAUGAACCAGAUGAGCUGACCAAAGAGAUGGCCCACCUGGAAGGACUAAUGAAGGACCUUAAUGCCAUCACAACAGCAUGACCACCUUCCCCAAGAAAGGACUCCAAAUCCUGUUUCACAGGUCUUGGGACUUAAUCUUGGAGCACAAGGAAAUGUACAAAGACUAGGGGACAGCACAAGAGGGAUAUUCAACCAGCUGCAGUAUCAGUGCCAAUGCUGGUUAACCAAGUGACUUUUCUAUUCAUUACCUGAAAUGAACCUUUUGGAAAGUUGGGUUCCACUUCCUGCUAAGAUGUUGCAAGAAGUGGGUGAUGGAGAUGCGCCGAUGUGAUGAAAUCCAGUAUACAGACAAAGAAGUGGACUUAGCAUUCAUUUGAGUCAGGUUUUGUCUCAGUGCUGUGACCUUCCCUGCAUUUUCAGUGUUGGACAUUCACAUUUAUGUACAAUUUUAUUUGUGUGUUUUUAUUUUAUUGUAUCUUUUUUAUUAAAAAAAGUGUAAUCUGAAGAAAAAGAAAUUUGUGUUGUUUCCCACAGCCUAGACAGAUGUUUGAUUGCUUGUUCUAUUGUGUACGGGAAUUCAUUGCCAGUGUGGAAUGUUCAGUUUGUUUUAUGUUUCAUUUUUUAUUUUUAGUGUGUGUAUAAUUAUAUCACCUUCCAGCAGUUAAUCCAUGACCUUGGGGGAUGCUGCAUCGCUAUUUGUAAGCUUUUUUAUUUUUAUAUUAUAAUUAUUAAAAGCCUGACUAGAUUCUCUCUCAUCACUGUGAGAUUAGCUGCCAGUUUGGAUUGAAAUCUAACACUAAGAAACUUUUUGUUUGUUUUAUGUUUGCAUUUUAAUAUAGUGUGGAGGUAGGCACUGGGAAGGAAGCCACUGAGUGGAAAGAAAGUUUCCGAGGAAUGGGUCCAGUACACAAUACAGCUUGAUCCAUAUGAGUAGCCCCAACCAUCCCUUGGAGAAUGCCCAGAUGAGCAAAUGUAAUGUGCAAAGCGAGUGAUUCUGAGUAGUAAUUGCAACAAUUCCCUCGUCACAGUGAUCGGGGAAAGUGCUACAGUUAUCAUGGGAAUGGCCCCUGACUGUGUCUGUGAUUAUCAGUUUGCACAUUACCUCUGCCUGUGUAAGCACAUACCAGGAGACACUUGGCAUUACUCAUGUGAACAAGAAAACCUGUUGUGCGCACAGGCUCUAAGUUGUGAAACAGAUUUUUUUUUAAAAAAACAACAACAACCUAUCAUUUGCUUUGUGAGCUAGUCAUUAAGUGUGCCUGGCUAUUAAAUUGAUGGGGACGGGAAGCUUUAUUGAGAAAUGUAGGAUUGUUUAGCAUCAGAUACCACAGUGUGUCUUGGCAGCAGAAAUUUCUGUUUUGAUGUUUUAUUUGAAAGAUAACCUCUUUAACAUUUACAUUGCAUCUUGAGUUUUAUUCCAGAUCUUUUAAUGUACAGAGGUUAGUAGUAGAUUGGGGGGGCACUUUUCCCUGUAGUUGUACACGGUCCCAUAGGUCUUCAAAAGUACCUUCAGUGUUAAACCACAAUUAGCAAAAUGUCUUUUGCAGGCUUAUUUAUUCUAAACGGAAACAAAACCUAGGCGUACAAUGCUUGUGACUCAGGUGCCGCUCGGGG